AUGAUUCACCUUCGGUUAGUUGGUUUGAGUGUGUCCCGAUCUUUCUUUCUUUCUUUCUUUCUUUCUUGUUCGUUUUAUUUCAGGCCUUUCAUUCUUUCGCCCUUUACCUUUUUCUUUGUAUCUGUCUGUAUUUCUUCGUUCUUUUUUCUUUCUUUUAUUUUCUUCACACCUUUCUUUCUUUUUUCUAUUCUAGUUUAUUUGCAUCACUGUUUUCUUUCUUUUAUAUUUCUUCACGCCUUUCUUUCUUUCUUUCUUCCUUUCUUUCUUGUCAGUUUUACUUCAGGCCUUUCAGUCGUUCGUUCUUUAUCUUUUUCUUUCUGUCUGUCUGACUUUCUUCUUUUUUUCUUUCUAUCUUUUUUUUUUUUCUUUCUUUCCUACAUUUGCUUCACACCUUUCUUUCUUUCUUUCUUUCUUUCUUUCUUUUUUCUUUCUUUCCUUUAUUUGCUUCACACAUUUCUUUUCUUUCUUUCUUUCUUUUUUUUCUUUCUUUCUUUCUUUCUUUCUUUUUUCUUUCUUUCCUAUAUUUGCUUCACACCUUUCUUUCUUUCUUUUCUUUCUUUCUUUCUUUCUUUCCUUUAUUUCCUUCAUACCUUUCUUUCUUUCUUUAUUUCUUUCUUUCUUUUCUUUCUUUUUUUCUUUCUUUCCUUUAUUUGCUUCACACCUUUCUUUUCUUUCUUUCUUUUCUUUCUUUCUUUCUUUUUUCUUUCUUUCCUUUAUUUGCUUCACACCUUUCUUUCUUUCUUUCUUUUCUUUCUUUCUUUCUUUUUUCUUUCUUUCCUUUAUUUGCUUCACACCUUUCUUUCUUUCAUUAUAUUUUUCUUUCCUUUCCUUCUUUCUUUCUUUCUUUCUUUCUUUCUUUCUUUCUUUCUUUGA
Messenger RNA from Acanthosepion pharaonis, 873 nucleotides. The record is from the annotation of a GenBank genome assembly. Lineage: Eukaryota; Metazoa; Mollusca; Cephalopoda; Sepiida; Sepiidae.